Molecule: messenger RNA, 963 nt
Organism: Alternaria arborescens
Lineage: Eukaryota; Fungi; Ascomycota; Dothideomycetes; Pleosporales; Pleosporaceae
Exons: 2
Coding region: 1-963 (320 amino acids)
Biological process (GO): mitochondrial respiratory chain complex I assembly
Cellular component (GO): mitochondrion
Molecular function (GO): S-adenosylmethionine-dependent methyltransferase activity
Source: RefSeq, a predicted model, not a curated record
AUGAUGGAGAUAUUCAGCGGGCAGCAGAAAUGGCUGCAGAAAGAGCGGGCAGCAGCAGACAGAGAAACAAGCAGAAGCGUGGACUAUCUAAGAGACGAAGUCGCCUCGAGGUUGUGUGAGCGAGUCCUGGACAUAAACCGCCACUUCCCAAAAGUCCUCGAUCUCGGCGCCAAUGCAUGCAACCUAUCCCGCGCACUCACCUUGCCCUCCGAAGACGCCCCGGAUAAAGGCCCACGGUCAAAGCGAAUUGGAACAAUCACAGCGGCAGACUCCUCGGAAGCCCUCUUGUAUCGCGACGCCGAUUUGCCCUUCAACAAAGAGAUUGAUAUUGUACGACAAGUCCUAUCGACAUCCGAACUGCUGCCAUACGAAGCCAACUCUUUCGACGCUGUCUUGAGCAGUCUGAGUCUGCACUGGAUCAAUGAUUUGCCUUCGGUGUUGGCGCAAGUGAACAAUAUUUUAAAGCCGGAUUGCCCUUUCAUAGGGGUCAUGAUGGGAGGAGAUAGCCUUUAUGAGCUCCGUACAUCGUUGCAAUUAGCAGAGCUAGACCGAAGAGGCGGCGUCUCUACGCACACCUCGCCACUAGCCGAUGUCAAGGAUGUGGGCGGUCUACUACAGAAGGCUGGCUUCAACCUCCUCACUGUAGACGUCGACGACAUUGUAGUCGACUACCCCGAUACAUUUUCCUUGAUGAAGGAUCUACAAGCCAUGGGCGAGUCGAAUGCUGUACUCGCACGGGAGAAGGGCCCUAUACAGAGGGAUGUCUUACUGGCCGCUGAAGGUAUUUACAAGGAACUACAUGGUAACGAAGAUGGUACGCUUCCUGCGACCUUUAGGUUGAUCUACAUGAUCGGUUGGAAACCUAGCCCUAACCAGGCUAAGCCACUUGAGAGGGGAACUGGCAUGUUCAGUAUCAAGGACCACCUAGAGAAGAACACCAAAUCUGGUGAAGGGAAGGAGUAA